GUCAGCAACUGGAGCAGAGAGGGCUGCACUCAGAGGAUCCUGCGGGUUCAGUCUGUCAGCCAGUGCGCUGAUAUUGCGGUCUUGUAUUUGCGUUGCUUUGCGGGUAUUUGCGGAGAUGGGCUGUUAUAGCUUUUAAAACGUACACCAGAGUUUGGGGCUUGUUUUGGGGCUCAUGGCGCAACAGGAGGACUUCGCUUUCAUAGGACAAACUAACGUCAUUAUCUGAAUCUUGACGUCGGCUGCAACCCACCUCGAUCUGUCAUGCAGGGACAGAGGAUUCACUUGUUCAAAUACUUAAAUUGUAGGAUAUAAGUCCUAAAUGCGGACAGAAGCUGCUGUCUGCGCUCACUUUAUUUUGUUUAUAACUUUGUGUUUCAAUCAUUAAUCAUGGUGGGUGGAGGAGCUGCUGAUCUGGCCCCAUCAGCCCUUGUCAAGAUCUUUUCAGCGGGAACAGCUGGCUGUGUGGCCGACCUGGUCACUUUCCCCCUGGACACAGCCAAAGUCAGACUGCAGAUUCAAGGUGAAAACAAGCCAAUGGAAGGCCAGAAGAUCAGAUACAGAGGUGUGUUCGGUACCAUCUUCACCAUGGUGAAGACUGAGGGCCCGAGGAGUCUGUACAGUGGGCUGGUGGCCGGGCUGCAGAGACAGAUGGGCUUCGCCUCAGUCCGCAUCGGCCUGUACGACACCAUGAAGCAGUUCUACACCAGAGGGUCAGACAAUGCAGGACUUGGUGCUCGGCUGCUGGCAGGCAGCACCACAGGCGCGAUGGCCGUUUCCUUUGCUCAGCCCACCGAUGUGGUGAAAAUCAGGUUCCAGGCUCAGGCCCGGCUGCCUGACAGUGGCUCUGUGAAGAGAUACAACAGCACGAUUGAUGCCUACAGGACCAUCGCCAGGGAGGAAGGUGUUAGAGGUCUUUGGAAGGGUUGUCUGCCAAACAUAGCUCGCAAUGCCAUCGUAAACUGCUCCGAGCUGGUGACCUAUGACAUCAUCAAAGAGCUCAUCCUGAAGUACAACCUGAUGACAGACAACAUGCCGUGUCACUUUGCAGCAGGCUUUGCAGCAGGUUUCUGCACCACCAUUGUAGCGUCUCCGGUGGAUGUGGUGAAAACACGCUACAUGAAUUCACCUCCUGGGAAGUACAGCGGCGCUAUUAACUGUGCCUUAACCAUGCUGAUGAAAGAGGGACCCACAGCUUUCUACAAGGGAUUCAUUCCCUCGUUUCUUCGUCUGGGUUCCUGGAACAUUGUGAUGUUUGUGAGCUACGAGCAGAUCAAGAGAGGUGUCGCGAGAUUUCAACAGUACUGGGAGUCUCCGCCCCGACCUAUCUGACGGCUGGUUUAGCACUGGAUUGAUGUUAUUGGUGUGGCAAAACCAGGAGUGUCUGUAUCAGUAUGCGCUGAAGAGAGACAGUGUGGUGAGGACUGCUGCUGGUUCAGACCUGCUCUCCCUCAGGGAUUAAACCGCAUCUUUUUAAUGAAGCUGCACCUCAAAGAAAAACUGCAGGGAUGUUAUACAAUGAAUUGUUAAUGACUUACGCACACUUUUAGUUUUUUUCUAGUCAUGUUUCUAAUAGUGUUUUCAAUUGGCCUUUUUCACAAAGGACACAUUAAGUGAGAGAAUCACAGGUGUAAAUAACAAAAUCAGUGAUGGCUGAAUUCCAUUUAGCUGCUUCAGUUUUAGGGUCCUGGUAUUAUGUGUGCUGUCAUCGCUGUCAACAUGGAUACAGGUAUUUUUGAAAAUUGAUAUUUUUCCUAUGUUUAAAAAAAUUAGCUCUCUCCACGACAUUUGUUUUACAAAAUAUUUCUGUUCAAACGAGAAUGCAAAAAACAACUCAGAACGUUAGCCAGUGUUAGCUCUCUCAAAGUCUACCCUUGUCAUAAAGGUAAUAGGUUUUCUGGCUAAUGUAAACUUUUUCAAAACAACGACUGAAGAUAUCAAUACCGAUGAUUCAUGUUCUGUUGAAGAAUAAUGACAAGUGUCUGGUUUGACUGGGCCUUAUCCAAAAUGGUCAUUUCUUGGCUUUAAACUACGGACGCUCAAGCGGAACAAAAAACAUUAGUGGUUAAGUGUUGCAGCAAUACUUAAGCGUAAAGUAGUCAUUGGCCCAAGCAGUGCUUACAAAACAUUACCAAAUCAGCAGCCCGCGGUUGUUGUUGUUUCUGGUGUAUGCUUAUUGCACAAAGCAACAGUGGACAUGCACAAAAUUGAUGACAUUAAGUCAUUAUGUCCUCGAUGCUCCAUUUUACACAUCCACUCAGAUACACUGUAACUGAGGUUAUGAAAAAGUCUGCAACUUAAAAGUUUUUUUUUCCUUCUUUUUGUCAAGAUUAUUUUGGGGGGGCUUUUGGCCUUAAUUUUGAUAAGACAGCUUAAGUGUGAAAGAGUGAGAGAGAGGCGAUGACAUGCAGCAAAGAGCUGAGAUUAGAAUUGAGCCUGCCGCCACUGCAGCAAGGACAUAACCUGUGUACAUGGGGCGCCCACUCUACCAGGUGAGCUAGUGGGCACCCCGGAAGGUAAAAUAUCUCCAUUUUAGUUACCUAAAAAUGUGUUUGCAUGUGGACGAGAGGCCAAAAUGUAGAGGAAAAUAUCACUUUGCAAAUAUAUCUGUACCUGUGUAGAUCUGGCCUUACUGAGACACCUGAAUAGAACAGAACCAUUGUUAAUGAUAUGAGUAACACCUGUGUUUUUCCGUCAAUGAGAAGUUCAAAUGUCCACUGAGAAAAGGACCUGUUUACAAAGUAAAGUGUGGGUGUGGAUGCAGGGUUAGUUACAGAGCUGUCUUUCAAGUGCUGUAAUUUAUUGGUUUCCUGGUUCCCUUUGGUUUUGUAUUUCAUGUCUGGUUUCAGGUGAAACUUUAUAAUUUUCUUGCAUUGUUUCAUAUGAAUCUUUAGGAAUUAAGGUGAAAAUGAAUGGGUUAAGGUUAAGGAUUUAUUUUUCCAAUUCCAAUUCCAAUUAUUUUAACCAUGAAUCAGUUAGUCUCUUAGUCCUCAAAAUGUUCUUCGAAUAUGUUACAUAUUAUAUCUUUUUAUCUCUUUAAAAUGUGAAA
Molecule: messenger RNA, 3046 nt
Organism: Plectropomus leopardus (leopard coralgrouper)
Lineage: Eukaryota; Metazoa; Chordata; Actinopteri; Perciformes; Serranidae
Product: dicarboxylate carrier UCP2-like
Biological process (GO): transmembrane transport
Source: RefSeq, a predicted model, not a curated record